UGCCGAUCAAUUGAUCUCUAAAGUAGUCAUGCAGCUCUCAAAUUUAUUUAUAAUUUUAAUCAUUAAUACAUUAGCCUGUAUAAAUGCUGAAAAAGUGUGUGAAUUAUCAACGAUUUGCGGCAAUGCGGCGUCUAUACGAUCGCAAAUGAUUGCAGUGCGUGUAGAGCAGGAGCGACAAGGGGAGUUACUAGAAGGUUUAAAUGAGAAAGUGGACAGCUGUCUGUCAAAAAUUGGAGUGGAGACAAAGUUGUACGGAAAAAGUUGUGCUGAACCUUCAGUACUCACCCAGCACAGUGAAAUAAAUGUGAUCGUGGUGCCCGAGUACAGUAAAAACCCGUUUAUGGUGGCCUGCGAUCAGUUAAGUCAAGGUGGUGGUUGGACCAUUUUUCUACGACGCACAGACGGCAGUGAGGAGUUCUUUCGAGAUUGGAACGACUAUAAAAACGGUUUUGGAAAGCUAGAGAAUGAAUUCUUCUUGGGCCUUGAUAAGCUGCACGCCAUAACUUCAUCGCAGACCCAAGAACUGUUGGUUCUACUCGAAGACAAUGAGGGAGAUCGUCGAUAUCAGAUGUACGAUAACUUUAAAAUUGGCUCUGAGCAGGACGGCUUUAACCUGGAAUCAUUGGGCAAUACUUCGGGAAACGCCGGCGAUGCUUUGGCCACCCAUUUGGGCCAGAAGUUUACCACCAAAGAUCGCGACAAUGACAAACAUGCCACUGCCAAUUGUGCCACAACCUACAGUAGUGCUUGGUGGUACACUGCCUGUCAUCACAGCAAUUUGGCUGGCAAAUAUGGCGAUAACACCCAUGGAAAGGGCAUCAACUGGUAUCAGUGGAAGGGGCAUACCUAUUCGUUAAAACGUGCGCAAAUGAUGAUAAGGCCGAAGAGGCAGUGCAAUUAAAAAAAGUUUUUUUUUGAAAACCCGAAAUCCCUAUUAAAAAAUGUUUGAUUAACUUAUA
This is a messenger RNA of Drosophila suzukii, 959 nucleotides long. Its product is annotated as ryncolin-2-like. The record is from RefSeq and is a predicted model, not a curated record. NCBI's taxonomy places the organism in Eukaryota, Metazoa, Arthropoda, Insecta, Diptera, Drosophilidae.